UGCCUGCUCACCCAGCCAGUCGGUCGGUCUGGGCACUGCGGCAGGCUCGGCUCUGUCCCAGCACUUGUCUGGGAGAAAAGUGUACUCAGCCAGAGAGAGGCUCGCUUCCUACCUUCCUUCUGUCUCGGCCUCUCCGUGUGCUUCUGUGAAUCUUUUUUUUUUUUUUUUUUACUUCCCCCCCUCCUUUUUUUUUUUUUUUUUUUUUGUUGGUUGUUGUUGUUGUUGACUUAAUUCUAUUCCUAAUCCUGGAUGAGGUUGCUGGAUUCUGCAGCACAAGUCUUCAUGAACAAGCAGCACCGCACAGAGAUUUCACGGCAUUCAAAGGUCACAGAACUGCCACUAUGGUUAAAUGUCUUGUUUAAUGGUUGAGAGGUGUGGCGAAAUCUUAUUUGAGAACCCUGAUCCGAGUGCCAAAUGUGUUUGCAUGCUAGGAGAUGUACGACUAAGGGGUCAGACGGGGGUUCCUGCCGAACGCCGCGGCUCCUACCCAUUCAUUGACUUCCGCCUACUUAACAAUACAACACACUCAGGGGAAAUUGGCACCAAGAAAAAGGUGAAAAGACUGUUAAGCUUUCAAAGAUACUUCCAUGCAUCAAGGCUGCUUCGUGGAAUUAUACCACAAGCACCUCUCCACCUUCUGGAUGAAGACUACCUGGGACAAGCAAGGCAUAUGCUCUCCAAAGUGGGAAUGUGGGACUUUGACAUUUUCUUAUUUGAUCGCUUGACAAAUGGAAACAGCCUGGUAACACUACUGUGCCACCUCUUCAAUACCCAUGGACUCAUUCACCAUUUCAAGUUAGACAUGGUAACCUUACACAGGUUUUUAGUCAUGGUUCAGGAAGAUUACCACAGUCAAAACCCGUAUCACAACGCCGUCCACGCGGCCGACGUCACCCAGGCUAUGCACUGCUACCUGAGGGAACCAAAGCUUGCCAGCUUCCUCACACCUCUGGACAUCAUGCUGGGACUGCUGGCGGCGGCAGCACAUGAUGUUGAUCACCCUGGAGUGAACCAGCCAUUUCUGAUCAAAACGAACCACCACCUUGCUAACCUGUAUCAGAAUAUGUCUGUGCUGGAGAAUCACCACUGGCGAUCUACAAUUGGCAUGCUUCGAGAAUCAAGGCUUCUCGCCCACUUGCCAAAGGAAAUGACACAGGAUAUUGAACAGCAGCUGGGCUCCUUGAUCUUGGCAACAGACAUCAACCGGCAGAAUGAAUUUCUGACCAGAUUGAAAGCUCACCUCCACAAUAAAGACUUGAGACUGGAGGAUGCACACGACAGGCACUUUAUGCUUCAGAUCGCCUUGAAGUGUGCUGACAUUUGCAACCCUUGUAGGAUCUGGGCGAUGAGCAAGCAAUGGAGUGAAAGGGUCUGCGAAGAAUUCUACAGGCAAGGUGACCUUGAACAGAAAUUUGAACUGGAAAUCAGUCCUCUUUGUAACCAACAGAAAGACUCUAUCCCUAGCAUACAACUUGGUUUCAUGACCUACAUCGUGGAGCCCCUCUUCCGCGAGUGGGCCCGCUUCACCGGGAACAGCUGCCUGUCUGAGAACAUGCUGAGCCACCUCGCCCACAACAAGGCCCAGUGGAAGAGCCUGCUGCCCAAGCAGCACAGGAGCAGGGCCGGCGGCGGCCCGGAGCCCCCAGGCCCGGGGACUGAGGCCGAGGAGCAGACAGUGGCCGAGGGCGACGCCCCCUAGAGCCGGGGGACGGAGGAAUCUCCCGCAGCCAGGCCUCCAGAGAGGGCGGACGCGCGCCCGGGGCCCCGCCGGCCCCCUCCGCCGCUGUCUGCGCUUUGUGCCCCGGGGGCCCUCUUUUGAACGCCACCCUCCUGCUACGGACCUGCCUCCCCUCCUCUUCCCAAGUUGUACAGAAGCCAUUUGUCACCUCAGCAUUCGCUGCCGAAACUCCAAUCAGGAACGUGGGAGCUGAUUCCAGGGGCAGGCUCGCCUCCCCCACCCACCCCUCGCCCCUCGAGGAGAAGACGGGGAGCGAGGAAGAGGGUCUGGGCCCCGUCCCCGCCGGGGCCCCGGGUCACCCUGGGUCACCCUGGGACGGGCAGCUCCAGCUUUUGCCAUCUGACUGCUGAACUGCAUGACAAAAACACCAGCAUAUUCGGACCGCCAAGGAUAUUGGUUGUUAGGUGCCAGAGCACAAAUGAGAACGGGAGAGAGAGUACCUUCUAUUUUAAUAAUAAUUAUUAUUAUUAUAAAAUAAUAAUAAAUCUUUUUAACUUUUCUAUUUUGUGCACUAAGACAAAGGAGCUGAAACUUUGGACUAAGAUUACUCAGUGUACCCAAACGUGCACGCGGGUUCAUUGUUUUCUUACUGACUUGAUGCCACUUGGGGUCAGAGAUUCGGCAUCUUCUCGACUUCAGGACCCACGUUUCCCAGCCGACCCGAGGGGAAGGUGCUGUACAGUUCAUUCCUUUGCACCAUCAGCCAAUCUGUCUUUUACGGAUUCCGAGACCUGUUUAUAUUCCCCCCGUGUACAUUUUCUUGUAAAUACCAAGCGCUACUGAUUCCCAUGCCAAAAUACAUGAGUAUUAUGGGAUCGCUACCUGUCUAAACAAUGGCACUGUGAACAGAAUACUGUUAGUUUUCAUACGAGAGAAUGCAUUUGUAAAUACGGUAUAGAGUUUAUUAAUAUACUAUGGUUUGCAGAUAAAGGCCUUAACUUUAAACAUCCUUUCAUGUCCUGAAAGCUGCCCAACUUAAAUCCUCCCAGAUGGCUCUCUGAACUGCCUGCCCCUGUCCAUCUUUGUGCUGUCCAGCUAAGUUCACAAAUCCAAAGCUAAUAAGGUCUUUGAGGAAACCUGUUGCAAAGCGGAUGCGUAUUCUGCUCGAAACUACAGUGUUUCACCCACAGCACCACGCGCCAUUUCCUGCCACCCACAAGACCCUUUCAGCCAGCCUGAAGCCACUUUUCAACACAGCGACGCCGCACCCUGUUUGAGCAGUGGCCUGAUAAGCUUGUGUUUCUGUGACUUGUGAUGGAACAGGGCAGUGCGUCAGCCUCCCACGAGACAUAGCCGGUCUCGAAAACCUUCUACCACCCUGUCGUCUCACCGCCAGGGAAUCCCCUGGUCCCAUACCACACAUUUGUCUGUUGUGGCUACAGUACCAAAGUACCUUUGGUUUAUGCUUGGCGUAUAUUUCUUUGGUGUGAACUGUAACUGGAUUUUUCUUUUUUUUUUUUUUUCUCUCUUAAUUCCAGGUGGACAACUACCCAACUGUUGAGCUGAAGUUAACGUUAUUUAAGUAAAGAAAAUAUUUCAGUUUUAUGACAGACGUUACCUUGCUGGCAGGUCACUGUGGUUAAUUAUGGCUCUAGCUAGCAGAGUCUCCUUGGAAUUUUGUUGCUGGUUGUGUAGUUUUUUUUUUUCCAGCAGACAUUUGGCCACAAAAUCCAUCUGUGACAGCGCCUUCUCUAGUCUGCUACGCUCUGUGCAUUGAACUUUUCUUUUAGAAGUUCUAGCAUACCUAAUGUCAGAUGAAAAUUAUCGCUGCCCCUUCUUUUUCACCUGAAAACAACAUGGUAGUGGAAGAAUGAUCAUUUCUGCUGCUCUCGAGCUGUUUCAUAAGCUGGUAGAAUGACCGUUAGCUCUCAUUUCCUAAGUGCAAUUGAUUUUAUGGGUUUUUUCCACCCCAUCAUGCAAAUGAAAUGUUAGAAAGGUGGCUGGCCUGUACCAGGUUCCUGUAGAGAGACUGAGGCUUGCAGAAUUCAGGGAAAUUUGGAAAAGCUGGUAGAAGAGGUUGUCAGAUGGUGCUAAAGCAAGUGUAAAGAUUUAUGAAAUGGGUGAAUGAUACGUUGAAGUCACUGAUAUGGGUAAGAAGGGAAGUUAUGAGGACUUAACACUCACUUUUUUUUAUCUGUAAUAGCUAUGAACUGACAUGUGUUUCUUUAUCACUUUAAUCUUCUGAAGCUUGUCAGCUCGGUGAGGCCCCAGAAGAGAAUGUGUCGGGUUUAGUCUUGCUUCCAGACUUCUCUUACUUUUAUGUGUUGAUGUGGAGAGGGGGCUGUUUUCAAUGCAUAUGAGAUCAAGGAAUGCAAUUGCUGGGGCUAAGAAAGCAGAAUUAGGACAGAAGGCACUAUUUUAGCUGGUGAGGCCUCUAUCUUGAGUUUAGGAAAUGGACUUUGAAUUAUAAUUAUAUCCUAAUUUAACUAAAUAAGAUUGGGUGAGGGAAUUCUUAGUAGUACCAAGUUAUAGGGCAAAAGAGUUUAUUUUACAAAUUAAGUCUUGAAGAAGAGCUCAAAUAUCUGAUGGCUAAGCCUACAGAAUUUCUACCAGUACAACCAAAAUCUGAAGUGAAGUGAGACAUGAUGUGUAACCAGAUGCACCAGUCUCCUUCGUUCGCCAUCUGGAGAUGUCAUGAGUUCCUCACUUGUUGGCAGAAGAAUGUGAAAGCUUUUUUUCUUGCCUAUCAGUGGCUCUUUCACUUUCAAUAGGGAGUCCAAUGGCUGGUUAGACGUCUUUCUUUACAAUCUUAUUCUUCUGGGCCACAGAUUCCCACUAGUUAGCUUACCAAGUUUAACUGCUUCAUCAGUUGAGAAGAAAGGCAUCAAAGGGCUAUUUUUAGAAGUAGGCCAAAAGGUGAAGUUAAGAUCAAAUUAAAUGAGAAUAUACAUCACUGCCAGGGCUGAUCGGCAAAAUGUGCUUUCCCUUUUUAUCACUGCAGUUAGUGACUAGUCAGACUUUAUUCAUGAAAUGCUGAUAUGAGCAUACCUCCUUGCCAGGCUGAGUAGAAACUUGCUCGCUUCCUCCUGUUCCCAGCUUCCCACGAUGGCCUGAGAGCGUCCCGCAGCCUGUCUGCAGGCAGUGCUUCCUACAGAGCACAGGCUUGUUUUGUGACCUUUCCUCAUGUUGAAUCAGAUCUGCUCCCAAAUUUGGAUUUGGUUAUAAGCUUAUAUCUCACUGUAUUUCUCAUGCUUUUUCCUUUGAAGCAAAUCCUUAAAAAUUGUGUUGUUUUGUGUACCCAUGUGAGGUUUGAAAAAAAAAAUCCACCUUGUGAGUUUUGCUCAAAAUGUGGCCUCAAUAUCCAUUGGCAUGUCUAGAUGAACAAUUAAAA
Lepus europaeus (European hare) is the source of this 5069-nucleotide messenger RNA. It is a transcript of the gene PDE7B, whose product is annotated as phosphodiesterase 7B. NCBI's taxonomy places the organism in Eukaryota, Metazoa, Chordata, Mammalia, Lagomorpha, Leporidae. Bases 350 to 1699 code for a protein of 449 amino acids. The record is from RefSeq and is a predicted model, not a curated record. Gene Ontology annotation, molecular function: 3',5'-cyclic-AMP phosphodiesterase activity. The transcript is spliced from 13 exons.